Molecule: messenger RNA, 1596 nt
Organism: Rotaria sordida
Lineage: Eukaryota; Metazoa; Rotifera; Eurotatoria; Philodinida; Philodinidae
Source: the annotation of a GenBank genome assembly
AUGACGAGAUCUAAUGAAAAUUUUGAAAAUUUUAGUAUGGACGGUGAACAACCGUACAAAAUUCAAAAUGAUUAUCAUCAACGAGCUGUUGGUUUUCUUCGUCAAGCACUUGAAUUCGACGAACAAUCAAAUAAUAAAGAAAUGGCUAUUCUAUUAUACAAACAAGGCAUACGUGAAUUAGAAAAAGCAGUAAAUUUAAAUGUUGAUCCUAAAGAUAAUCGUGCUGUGGAUCUGCAUACAAAAAUGCGUAAAAAUUUAGCUAUGGCUCGUGAACGAGUGCAUGUUUUACAGGAUUUACUCCGUAAAGAGAAUGCAAUACCAGCAAAAGCUCAGGCUGUUCCACCAAAACCUCGUCACAUUCCAACGAAAGCUCAACAUCCCACGCCUCCUCAUAAGAUUUAUUCACCACCUCCAUCUGCUUUACCUAAAUUUUGCUAUCGUGCUUUGUCACCUGCUAUUGCUUCUUCUUCUUCUUCAUCAUCAUCAUCAUCAAAUCGUGUAGCACUUAAACCAAAACAGGCACCUACACAUGUAAUUGAAAGAAAAGAAGUAUCAUCAAAAUUAAAUGAUAAUGCAGCAGCUGCUCAAAACAAACGACCUGUACUCAAAUUACCUAAUGUUGAAAAAAAAGAAUUACCAUCAAAAUCAGAUGAUGAUGCAGCAGCUGUUCAAAACAAACAAUCUUUACUUAAUUUACCUAAUGUUGAAAAACAACUUAUUUCAUAUAUUCUUGAUGAAGUUAUAGUAAAUAAACCUAAUGUUAAAUUCACUGAUAUUGGUGGUCAAGAAAGAGCCAAACGAGCACUUGAAGAAGCCGUUAUUUUACCUGUUCUUCGACCCGAAAUGUUUACUGGUCUACGGGCACCCGUACGAGGUAUUCUAUUGUUCGGACCACCUGGUAACGGCAAAACAAUGCUGGCAAAAGCUGUAGCUUCUGAAGCAAAAGCUCGUUUUUUCAACAUUACUGCAUCUAGUUUAACAUCAAAAUAUGUUGGUGAAGGUGAAAAACUUGUUCGCACUUUAUUUGCUGCAGCUCGGGAAUUACAACCAUCAAUUAUUUUUAUUGACGAAGUUGAUUCAUUACUUACUGAACGUAAAGAAUCGGAACAUGAUGCAAUGCGUCGAUUAAAAACUGAAUUUUUUAUUCAAUUUGAUGGUGUUCAAACAAACAGUGAUGAUCGUAUUCUUGUUCUUGCUGCUACAAAUCGUCCAUUUGAAUUAGAUGAUGCAGCAUUAAGACGUUUUCCUCGUCGUAUUUAUAUUCAAUUGCCAGACUCAAGAACACGUAAACAUCUUUUAAAACAUUUACUUAGUAAACAAGAACAUAGUUUAACUUCCAGUGAUUUCGAAUGGAUUGCUAAUGAAACACAUAAUUACUCGGGUAGUGAUUUAACUGCAUUAGCCAAAGAUGCUGCAAUGGGUCCAGUACGUGAAUUACGUGUUGAUCAAUUAAAAGAAUUAUCUGUUAGUCGUAUUCGACCAAUAUCACGACAAGAUUUCAUUCAAGCAUUAAGAAAAAUUCGACCAAGUGUAUCACCAUCAACACUUGAAAAAUAUAUUACAUGGGAUCGUCAAUUUGGUGAUGGUAGUUCUUAA